UUCAGUUCCAUAUUUGUUACCAGUGAUAUAAAAGGAGGAACCUGCAGUUGAUCAUCAGAAUUGGUGUCCUCUAAUUGUUGUGAAUCAGCCAGCGACAAAAUAUUUUACAGUUUUAUCACAAAGGAACGCUAUAUAAAGAUGGGAAAAAUAAGCCUGCUUUUGUUGCCUUUCAUAGUUGUCCUCUUUUCAGCCUUGAUUUUUUGUGAUGAUCAGAUGUGCUUUGAUACUAAUGAUAACUCAACAGCAUCGCCUGCGCCUGUCCUCGUAUACGGCUCAAGUUCGAGUGAAGAUUUCUUCGUCAAUGAGGAAAUAUUUCUGUAUUGUUGUUUUCAAACUAAACAACCAUUUCAAGUAAAAUGGUACAAGAAUAAUAUUCCUUUGUCGGCUGGAGCGAGGUACAAACUGGCUGAAAAUAAUCAAGUUCUUACAAUUGCCAACGGUUGUAAGUUUGAUGAAGGCGUAUACCGUUGCGAAGGCUCGAAUAAACACGACAGACAAUCAUGGAACAUUACUGUUAUUAUGCAUCUCCCAGUGUGUCAAUCCUUAGAGGUAUCCAGCCCUAAAACAGCUGUGACAGUAAGAGAAGGAGAAAAUGCCAAUUUAACUUGCACCGUACAGUUAAGUAAGAACUGCACAGCAAGCCAGUCAUAUUUCUGGAGGAAUCCACAUGGAAAGAUUCUCACCAAGAAUACGAGAUAUCUGCCAACCGAUGACAAUAACAGAGUUCAAAUGGUGCUGACAUUGAAACAAAUCAAGAAAAAAAUGGCGGGAACUUACAGAUGUAUCACGAUCACUCAGUAUACAAGUUCCACAGCACGCAGUAGUGGUGUGCAACUUAAUGUGAUUGUGUGAAAUAUAUUUAGAAAGAAGGACACACUCUUUUUUAAUUAUACUCUUGUCAUGAUUUAAAAUCAUGUUUUUCUGUAUACUA
Molecule: messenger RNA, 931 nt
Organism: Dendronephthya gigantea
Lineage: Eukaryota; Metazoa; Cnidaria; Anthozoa; Malacalcyonacea; Nephtheidae
Product: neural cell adhesion molecule 2-like
Exons: 3
Coding region: 139-852 (237 amino acids)
Source: RefSeq, a predicted model, not a curated record